Messenger RNA from Rotaria sp. Silwood1, 873 nucleotides. Lineage: Eukaryota; Metazoa; Rotifera; Eurotatoria; Philodinida; Philodinidae. The record is from the annotation of a GenBank genome assembly.
AUGACACAAUUGAAAUCAUUUCAUCUUUAUACACAAUUCAAUAAAGAACCUGUGAAUGUCGAAAGUUUCUUAUCAACAUUUCAAACUCAAUUUUGGUUUGAUCAUCAUUGGACAUUUGGAAUACAUGAAACAUAUUUAUAUACGAUACCAUUUCACUUUGACAACAUGAAAGAUUUUAUUGAGUUCGAUCAAAUUAAAUCGAAUAAUUCAGUGAUUUUAAAUUCUUCAAAGACAUGGUCUCAUGUGAAAUCGAUUGGAUCUUCUAACUCUUCCAAAUUCAGUUUAAAUCUAAUAAAACAACUGAAAUCAAAAAUGCCAAAUUUAGCAUCAAUUACCUUUAGUUUUAAACUGAUGCGUAAUUUAUUUACAAAUGAUAAUGAAACAAAUCAAACCGACAUAACAUUAGAUAGUGUCACCACUGUUCACUGUGAAAUUGAUGAUCUUAAAACUAUUAAACGAUGGUUAAUUAAUAUCUUCCCAAAUACUAGAAUUCUAAUAUUAUCUUUUAGUGUUUACUCGGUCUCACUUUCACCAAACAAAAUGAUAUUUUCACAAGAACUUGAUGAAUGUUUUCGUGGAACAGAUUAUAUGCAUUUCAUUAAGAUUCAAUAUGUUGAGGUCAAGCUUACAUUCAGAGAUUUAGAUUAUAUAAAUGAACAUACAACAAGACUUGUUAAGGAAUUAUUGACAAUGUUUAAAAAUCUUCAAUCUUUUAUAUUUCAUUUUCACCAUAUGUCUGAUUUUCUCCGUAUGAGUUCAUUUACUGAUCUCAGCAAAAUAAUUCAAUUGUUAAAUAUGGAGAAAGUUUCUGAAAAAUAUCAAAUCAAACAUAUUCAUAACUAUUUGCAAUUUGUUAGAAAGAAUGAUGAAUAG